Messenger RNA from Oncorhynchus masou masou (cherry salmon), 2134 nucleotides. Its product is annotated as COMM domain-containing protein 1-like. Gene Ontology annotation, cellular component: endosome. The record is from RefSeq and is a predicted model, not a curated record. The coding region runs from base 38 to 607 and encodes 189 amino acids. Gene Ontology annotation, biological process: copper ion homeostasis; positive regulation of protein ubiquitination; negative regulation of protein localization to cell surface. Lineage: Eukaryota; Metazoa; Chordata; Actinopteri; Salmoniformes; Salmonidae. The transcript is spliced from 3 exons.
CACAUGACAGGAGUCACGUGACCCGUGGGGCUGAAACAUGGCAGAUGUCGAAACAACCAAAUCUUUGAACGGUUUGCUGAAUGGAAUAGCACAAAUAGUGUAUUAUAAUAAUGCUGAAAUAACAGAGGAACUUUUGAAAAAUGAACUUUAUCCAGACUUAACGCAGGAGGAGUUUUGCGCGAUGCAUGAAAAGAUGAAAGGUCUUUUAAAGUCCAUUGCCGCUGCAAACAUGGACCAGGCCCAGCUGGAAGCCUUCCUGACUGCCCAGACCAGGAAGCAGGGCACGGGGAGUGUGAGCGCCGAGCAGGCGGCUGCCCUCUCCCGGUUCUGGAAGAGCCAUCGGGCCCGGGUGAGGGAGAGCCUGCUGGGCCAGAGCCGCUGGGAGCCCGGCCUGAAGGGCCUCACCUGGAGGGUGGACCUUCAGACCUCAGCCAGCAGAGGGGGUGCCGCCAACAUUCCCGUGGCCCUGGUGGAGCUGGAACUGGGCAGGGUUGGAGAGGACUCAGACUUUGUGUGUCUGGAGUUUGACGAGGCGAAGGUGAACCAGGUGUUGAAGAAGAUGGCUGAGAUCCAGGAGAGCAUCAACACCAUCGUACAUCGCAGCUAGGGUCUAAAUGUGUGUGAGUGAUAGAAAGAGAGGAACGUCCCCAUUUUAUUUUUUUUGUCUUUUCUUGUCAUUUCCCUUCAUUCCAUGACUUGGACAGAAAACAUUAGCCUGCCACAUCAGACAGGACAAAUAUGCCGUAUCUUUACACUUUUAUUUACUGUACACACUGGCUAGUUAAUUUCUUAGUAAGUCCUAUCUGUUUACAUUACAUUUAAGUCAUUUGGCAGACGCUCUUAUCCAGAGCGACUUACAAAUUGGUGUUUAAUCUAACAUUGGCCUUAUUUACUCCAAAGGGGAUAUUGUUCUAUCACUGCUAGAGGAGAAAACAUGCUGUUUUUUUUGUGUCUGGGAAGGAAGACUUCUUUUCACAUACAGAACCUCCACUACUGUUAUGCUUGAUUUUACGAUUAGUGCAAUGUCCAUUUUGUACGUAUCCUUUGCCAUUCCAGACAGUGACACAUUGAUAUUUUCAGUUUAAGCCUAGUAAACUUAACAUCCCCUUGCUUAAUGUUGGGCAGACAACUUGUACAAUAUCGUUGUUCCCAAAUGAGCUGCUUCUUUCCACACUAUUACUGUCACCAUCAUGAAUUUCCUUCUGGGGGAAAUGUGCUUCACAGCUCCUUGAAACAUUCUGACUGCCUGACCUGGUCUGGACUUUCAACACUGGGCACAGGCCAGGGGUGUAGGAUAUUGGGUGAGGUGAGACAUUCACAACAUUGCAAAUAGAACUGACAAGAUUUGCUAUUCUACAUGACAGACAAGACUAUCUGUUCUACGUAUAACAUAUUCAGGGAGUUAUUUUGCAUGGUUGCACCAUCCUGGACAGAUCUACGUGCUGUCCCAAUUGGCCCAAUGGCUUACAUGUCCUUAUUUUCUUGUCUCAUUUAUUUUGGGUUGAUUUGAAAGACUUGAUUUUUUUGAAAAGUAAAAUGAUGGAAAUGUAUCUGGUCCUUUGAAUGGUCAGUGAUCAUGAAAGAAAAGAAAAAAACUAACAUUUAUUCAUCCAUAGUAAUGUCAUAAAGAUGAGUUUGUACAGUGAAGGUUAGAGCUGGGACUAUAAAAAAACAAUCAAUACCGAACCAACCAUUUUUAUCUAGUACAUUUGACUGAUAUUGACGAUAAGUAACCUUUACUAGAGGAAUGUGUAGUUUGAAAAAAUUCAUUAAGUCUGCUAAUAUGCGUUAUUUCUAACUGGAUAAUUGAUAGUUGCAACAUUCAAAGUAGUUUUAAGGGUAAUACAAAAGACGUAACUGGUGCACAUUCAUGUUAUCUAUUUAUCUUUCAGUUGGUCGUUAUUGUGAUAAUUCAGUCAAUUUAUGGAUUUUUGUCCAUAUCGCCCAGCUCUAAUGAAGGUUCAUGUCACCUUGUUACCCCCAUCUGCAGAAUGGGAUAUCAACCCACCGUAACAGGCUACCAAGCUAAACACUUUGGACCAGGUAUAAUUGAAAAAAAAAUGUAACUAACAAAAUGUAUCAACGCCUGCUUUUCAUUUUGUCUUUGUAAUUGAAUAAAACAGAGUUUAAAGGA